GGGUGAAAGUGGAGCAGGUAAGACUGUAAAUACAAAACGAAUUAUUGAAUAUUUGGGAGUGGUAUCCGAAUAUCGGGGUGAAUUUGGAAUAUCCGAUGGUAUUGAUAAACGGCUUAGUGCUGCCGGAAUUGUUAUUGAAGCGUUUGCUAAUGCAUCAACAAUUCAUAACAGUAACAGCUCUCGACUGGGAAAAUUUAUCCGAAUUGAUUAUGGUGAUGAUAUGAUAAUGAAAGGUGCUCAAAUUCAAACUUAUUUGCUCGAAAAAUCGCGUGUUGUAAAGCAAAAUAAUGAUGAUCGGAAUUUUCAUAUUUUUUAUCAAUUAUUAUCAGAUGGUUUUGAUAAGGAUUUACGUUACUCGUUUGGUCUUGGUCAAAAAGCUAGUGCAUAUAAAUUUUUAAAUCAAGGUGGGAAAAUUAUGGAUCCGGAAAUUGAUGAUGCUCAAGGUCAUGCAAUGGAUAUUGUCAAAUUUACCAAGCAUGAAGUGGAGGAAAUUUUUGAAAUUAUAGCUGCUUGCAUUCUUCUUGGUGAAAUUAAAUUCACCGAAAGAACCGGUUUUGAUAUCACUUACGUUGAUGGUGCUAAAGGUCAGUUAUUACUUUACAUGUAA
This is a messenger RNA of Loa loa (African eye worm), 607 nucleotides long. RefSeq lists its product as hypothetical. NCBI's taxonomy places the organism in Eukaryota, Metazoa, Nematoda, Chromadorea, Rhabditida, Onchocercidae. The record is from RefSeq and is a predicted model, not a curated record. The transcript has 4 exons. The annotation marks the transcript as partial. Gene Ontology annotation, cellular component: cytoplasm; myosin complex; actin cytoskeleton. Gene Ontology annotation, biological process: vesicle transport along actin filament; actin filament organization. Gene Ontology annotation, molecular function: microfilament motor activity; actin filament binding; ATP binding.